Molecule: messenger RNA, 1686 nt
Organism: Parathielavia appendiculata
Lineage: Eukaryota; Fungi; Ascomycota; Sordariomycetes; Sordariales; Chaetomiaceae
Exons: 2
Coding region: 1-1686 (561 amino acids)
Biological process (GO): ribosomal large subunit biogenesis
Cellular component (GO): preribosome, large subunit precursor
Molecular function (GO): zinc ion binding; nucleic acid binding
Source: RefSeq, a predicted model, not a curated record
AUGGCAACCAUCUCUGCCAGCAGAACUGGCCCCGCCGCCGAUGCAUCGAGAACGGAAAUGAGCGCUUCGCACCCUUACACCUGCAACACAUGCCAGGUUGCCUUUCGGAACAGUGAUCUCCAGCGGGGACACAUGCGUAGUGACUGGCACCGCUACAACCUUAAGCGCCGUGUUGCUUCCCUGCCCCCCAUCUCGUCCGAGGUGUUCACCGAGAAAGUCUUGCAGGCUCGGGCUGAGACCACUGCGCAAGCUGACAAGGCCGGCUUCGAGCGGACCUGCGACACAUGCCAGAAGACAUACUACAGCGAGAACUCGUUUCGGAACCACCUCAGCAGUGCGAAGCACAGGGCAAGAGCAGCCGCUUUGGCGUCCCGGUCAAACGGUAAGGAUGAUGAUGAGGCCAGCUCCAUGUCUUUCUCGCUGGGUGAGCCCGCAGCGGAUUCGGUGGUCGACUCAGACGUUGAGGAGGAGUUCAACGAGGUUGUCGAGGGACUGAAGAACGCCGUGCUCCACGACAGCACAUCCCCUGUCAAGCGGCCGUCGAAGCCUCAUUUGUCUGAUGAAGCACAAAAUCGGCCAGGGCACCCUUUGUCCCAAACCUCAAGCGAGGAGGAGGCCGCUACAACGCCCUCGGCAGCUACCCCAACUGGCCCCAAAGCUGCCCCCGCAGUCCCGUCGCUCAAGACCUGUUUAUUCUGCAACUACGAAUCCCCGACACCGCCGCUUAACGCCACGCAUAUGGAGCGCAUCCACGGCAUGUUUAUUCCGGAAAAGCAAUAUCUGGUGAACCUCGAAGGGCUGCUCGCUCAUCUCCAGGAGCAGGUCUUUGCGCUAAAUGAGUGUCUCACCUGUGGAAAGGUAAAGGCCACCGCGUAUGCCGUGCAGACGCACAUGCGGGACAAGUCUCACUGCCAGAUCCCAUACACCACCGAAGAGGAGCAACUCGAGAUUGGCGAGUUCUACGACUUCCGUAGCACCUACUCAGAUGGGGAGGAAGGGUGGGAGGACGAGUCGGAGGACGAGGAGCAGCAAAACGGGGGUGCCAUGCUCGGGGCUAAGCGGGAGAGCAAGGUCAUUGGGGAGGAUGGUGACGAGGUAAUGGACGACGAGAGCUGGGAGACGGACAGCGAGGCAUCAUCUCUCGAUUCCAACGACCUUCACGCCGUCCCGGCCGAGCAACACUAUCACCAGUACGACCGCCUGAAUAAGCACCCGCACCACUCGCGCAGCAGCACCCGCACCCACCGUCAAGCCGACGGAUGGCACGCUCGCGCCCCCAAGCGCACGCACGCGGUAUUCUACGACGACUACGAGCUGCACCUCCCGUCCGGAAAAUCCGUGGGCCACCGGUCGCUCAACCGGUACUACCGCCAGAAUCUGUACAACCACCCUACGCCGGAGGAGCGGGCCGAGCGUCUCGCCAUCGAGGCGGCGGAGCGGGAGAACGAGAUGGACAUCGAGGGGGAUGCUGUUCGUUCCCGCAGGGAGACUGCUGCUCGUGGGCGCCAGCUCAUCACCAGAGACAUGCGGGGGCUUGGUGUCACCACCCUCGACGAUCGGCGGGCCAGGGCGGUCGUCAACAAGGGCCGGAAGCAGGAGUGGUCGAACCAAAAGAGCAAGGGCAUGCUGCAGGCUCGGCUGGCAAUCAAGGAGAGGGCUGCGCAUCCGGCCACCUAUUUGCGCUGA